UCUAGUCUCAAUUUUUCUGUUUAACAGUACCACCUACCAGUAUGCAAGGUGUCAACUCAGCUGUGACUUCAUUUCCCUACAUGAGGGAGAAUAUUACCAUAAAUGAAGCUUCAGUAACAAAAAAUGUCAUACUUGAAAAGCCAACGAGACUUGAACUUAUGUGUAGUCUGGUUAUUAAUUCUGCUAUGAAAAUGGAAAAAAUGGAGGUGGUUUGGAAGAUAGAUGACAAAGAAAUAAAAAAUGAGAGCAUCAGCAGAAAUCCAACAGAUACAAAAUGGUGUAGUCAACACGAGAUAAAUGUCAUAAACAAAGACGACAUAAAGAAUUACGCUUGUGUUUUUAAAACUGAGCCAGAAAUCAGUGCUAUAUUUCAUUUACAAGUGCCUGAAAUACACAUAAAAUCCAAGCAAAUCGUAAGUUACGUUGGUGAUUACGUUGUCUUGUCAUGUACCGUUGGUGAAGAAAAAAAGCACUAUCAACCAUCAUCUUGGGCUUGGCAUACAGCCAAUGGAAGUGAACAGGUUGCUCUUAAUGCUACUUUAAUGCCAGAAAAAUACCUCAUUAUUGAGGGACCUGCCAACAUAACCAAACUGAAGAUCUUGAGUCUGUCUGAGAAAGACAGUGGACUUUACUGGUGUGAAGCUAUAUUUCCAGUUGGUGAAAGCAAAGGGAACGUGUCGCUCACUGUUCUCACCUACAUGACUCCACUUAAACCAUUUCUUGGCAUAGCUGCUGAAGUCGUUAUUUUAGUAGCUGCUAUUUUUAUCUAUGAAAUGAUCUCAAGAAAGAAAGAAGUUCAAGUUGAAGUUGAGAAGGAACUUGAACAAGCAGAAACACUGAAAUCGGAAGACAGCAAUGGUGUGGAAAAUAGUUCUACCAGACAAAGAAAAACUUAAGUUACUUAUCGUCAGGCGGCAAACCAAAGGAAACAUAUCUGUCUGGCACACCAGAAAACCUCGCACAGUUGAGAACAGCAGGAGUCAACUCCUGACCAUGGCCUUUUAUGCAUCUUAAGAGAAAAAAAAACUCUUGCUUAAUGCCUUUUUAGUAAUAAUUGUAUUGAAUGAUGCUACUAUCAUGCACAUCAUCAUUCAAGUACUUCCUGUACCCAUGUUGUUGUAGGCUUUUAUAUGGUUAUACUGUGUUAUACCCACUGGAUCAUUUGGCUGCAGUUAGCAAUAACCUGGCCUUAAUUUUAAGCCAUUCCUCUGAAUGUGUAUAUGUAUGACAUGCUUUUUACUUACGUGUGGGCCCAGUGCUAAGCAACCUACCCCAGUCUCGUGUUAAUUAUCUCAUUUAAAGAAAGUAGUGCAGCAUCAGAAUAACCUUGUAGCAGCCAUGAUUCUCAAGCAAAAUAUGAAGGGAACUUCGUGUUUUUCAUUGUUUUGAGAAUUUUAAUGUACUGUAUUAACUCAUUUCAGCCACUGACAUUUUUUGUUUGUGUCUGUGUGGACAAUGGGCCCCUUCUAGAAUCUCUCUAUCUUAUUUUUUAGAUGUAUUCUUUUUUAGAUUUUUUUUAAAGAUAUAAGUUGCUAUUGAUGUAGAGAUGACUGGAAUGUUAGGAUAUUAACUAACAAACUUGGUCACUAGCAAAUAAAAAAAUUCCUCGUCUUUGGUA
Messenger RNA from Pogona vitticeps (central bearded dragon), 1618 nucleotides. The record is from RefSeq and is a predicted model, not a curated record. NCBI's taxonomy places the organism in Eukaryota, Metazoa, Chordata, Lepidosauria, Squamata, Agamidae.